AUGAUGGGACCGUGGCUCAUCUAUGCCAGCCUCAUCAACAAAGCCACUAUCGCUCUAUAUGAUGGCGUGCCGACCGGGCGCGACUUCGGUGUUUUUGUCCAGAACGCGAAAGUCAGCAUGCUCGGUGUCGUACCUACCCUCGUUCGCGCCUGGAAAAACACAGAAUGUAUGCACGGGCUGGAUUGGCAUGCGAUUCGAGCCUUCAGUUCAACAGGUGAAUGCUCUAAUCCAGAGGAGAUGCUUUACCUCAUGUCCUUGGCUGGCUAUAAGCCGGUGAUAGAGUAUUGCGGCGGCACCGAGAUCGGAGGAGGGUAUGUCACCGGCACGCGGAUCCAACCCGCUGCGCCUUCGACCUUUACAACGCCGGCACUCGGUUUGGAUUUUCUGCUUUUUGAUGAUGAUGGAAACCCCUCUGACAACGGCGAGGUUUUCAUUGUUCCCCCAUCCUUGGGUCUCUCUACAAGCCUGCUCAACACCGAUCACAGUGAAGUCUACUUUGCGGGGACACCGCGACCGAAUCUACGCCGCCACGGCGAUGCUAUUGAAAGGUUAGGCAACAAAUUUGAAGACGAGCCUUGGCUUACGGGGAUGAAAUAUCGGGUACACGGGCGCGUUGACGAUACGAUGAACUUGAGCGGUAUCAAGGUGAGUUCCGCGGAGAUUGAAGAGGUCCUUAACGUUGUUGACGGAAUACAGGAGACAGCGGCGGUUGCUGUCUCAUCGGAAGACGGUGGUCCGAGUCAACUCGUCAUCUAUACUGUGCUGGCAGCAUCAGAAUCCGAACCGACGAAACAGGAGAUUCACGCUACGUUACAAGUCGCGCUUUCCGAACAUCUCAACCCCCUGUUCAGAAUUCACGAUGUCGUCAUCGUAGAUACCUUGCCACGAACCGCUUCUAAUAAGGUGAUGCGUCGGUUGCUGCGUCAGCAUUGUCCCGCAAGUUUCCUAUAA
Molecule: messenger RNA, 951 nt
Organism: Geodia barretti
Lineage: Eukaryota; Metazoa; Porifera; Demospongiae; Tetractinellida; Geodiidae
Source: the annotation of a GenBank genome assembly